Messenger RNA from Aspergillus neoniger CBS 115656, 1882 nucleotides. Its product is annotated as putative nucleolin protein Nsr1. NCBI's taxonomy places the organism in Eukaryota, Fungi, Ascomycota, Eurotiomycetes, Eurotiales, Aspergillaceae. The record is from RefSeq and is a predicted model, not a curated record. Gene Ontology annotation, molecular function: mRNA binding. The transcript has 3 exons. The coding region runs from base 156 to 1775 and encodes 539 amino acids.
AAUCGGGUGAUUGUGGGAUUAUAAGAUCUGCCGCACAUUCCUAGCUUUUCUCUGUAUACUUGCUUAGUUUACAGUUUAUUUGGUUCGUCUCUUCCCUUCUUCCUAUUACUCUGUCUAUUGUCUCUUGGACUAACCACUAUUCCCUUCAGAUCAAAAUGUCCAAGACCAAGUCCGUUACCAAGAAGGGCUCUGAGAAGCCGGUUGACAAGGCCCUUAGCAAGGUCAAGUCUGCUGGUGUGACCAAGUCCUCCCAGUCCCCCAAGGCCAAGAGCAAGCAGAUUGCUCGUGAGGUUGCCUCCAAGGAGAAGAAGGACAAGAAGAAGAAGAAGGAGCCUACUCCCAGCGAGUCUUCUGAGUCCGAGUCCGACAGCGACGAGGAGAUGGCCUCCGACUCCAGCUCCAGCAGCGAGAGUGAGGACGAGAAGCCCGCCAAGAAGACCGAGAAGAAGGGCAAGAAGGUUGAGUCCGAGUCCGAGUCUUCCGAGUCUGAGUCUGAGUCUUCCGACUCUGACAGCGAUGAGGAGAUGAACGACGCCUCUAGCAGCGAGAGCGAGGAGGAGAAGCCUGCCAAGAAGACCAAGGAGGAGCCCAAGAAGGCUGCUAAGAAGGCCGAAUCCAGCGACUCUGAGUCUGAGUCUUCCGACUCUGACUCCGAGUCCGAGGAUGAGAAACCUGCUAAGAAGGAGACCAAGAAGGCCGAGUCCGAGUCUGAGUCUUCUGACUCUGACUCCGACUCUGAGUCUGAGGAGGAGGCCCCCAAGAAGGCCGCUAAGAAGGAGUCCAGCGAGAGCGACUCUGACUCCGACUCUGACUCUGAGAGCGAGGAGGAGACCAAGGAGAAGAAGGCCGAGAAGGAGUCUUCCGACUCUUCUGACUCUGACUCCGACUCUUCCGACUCCGACUCUGACUCUGAGUCUGAGGAGAGCGAGAAGCCCUCCAAGAAGCGUAAGGCUGAGGAGGAGACCUCCGCUACCCCCAAGAAGUCCAAGACCGAGGACCCUGCUCCUGGUGCUUCCGCCAACCUGUUCGUCGGUAACCUGUCCUGGAACGUCGAUGAGGCCUGGCUCCAGUCCGAGUUCGAGAGCUUCGGUGAGCUCUCCGGUGUUCGUAUCAUGACUGAGCGUGACACUGGCCGCUCUCGUGGUUUCGGUUACGUUGAGUACACCAACGCCGUCGAUGCCGCCAAGGCUUUCGAGGCCAAGAAGGGUGCUGAGAUCGACGGACGUGUCAUCAACCUGGACUAUGCCACUGGCCGUCCCGCCAACAAGGACCAGCAGGGUGGUUUCAAGGACCGCGCCAACGCUCGUGCCCGUUCCUUCGGUGACCAGGCCAGCCCCGAGAGUGACACCCUCUUUGUCGGAAACCUUCCCUUCGACGCCAACGAGGACUCCGUCGGCGAGCUGUUCGGUGAGAAGGGUAGCAUCCUCGGUAUCCGUCUGCCCACCGACCCCGACUCUGGCCGCCCCAAGGGUUUCGGCUACGUCCAGUACUCCUCCGUCGACGAGGCCCGCGCUGCCUUCAACGAGCUCCAGGGUGCUGACCUGCUCGGACGCCCGGUGCGUCUGGACUUCAGCACUCCCCGUGCCAACAACGGCGGCGGCGGUGGUGGUCGCGGUGGUGGCCGUGGCGGCUUCGGCGGUCGCGGCGGUGGUCGUGGCGGUUUCGGUGACCGUGGUGGCCGUGGCCGUGGUGGCUUCGGUGGCCGCGGUGGUGGUGCCCCCAACAAGGCUCGCGGUGGUAUCCCCGAGUACAAGGGCACCAAGGUCACCUUCUAAGUCAGUGUGUAAGAGUACUAACCGACGUAUACCUAUGUUUUUCUAGACUGCUUUUUGUUUUGGGCAAUGGGUUAUGGUUCCGGGGUUAUUGUCAUUAUUCCUCACUG